Varanus komodoensis (Komodo dragon) is the source of this 1056-nucleotide messenger RNA. Its product is annotated as testis-specific serine/threonine-protein kinase 1-like. Gene Ontology annotation, biological process: intracellular signal transduction; protein phosphorylation; microtubule cytoskeleton organization. Lineage: Eukaryota; Metazoa; Chordata; Lepidosauria; Squamata; Varanidae. Gene Ontology annotation, molecular function: tau-protein kinase activity; ATP binding; protein serine/threonine kinase activity. Gene Ontology annotation, cellular component: cytoplasm. Bases 1 to 1056 code for a protein of 351 amino acids. The transcript has a single exon. The record is from RefSeq and is a predicted model, not a curated record.
AUGGAUGAUGCAGCCGUCCUUAAAAAAAGAGGCUACGUCAUGGGAGGGAAUUUAGGAGAAGGGUCUUAUGCAAAGGUGAAAUCUGCCUUUUCUGAACGCCUGAAAUUUGAUGUGGCAGUAAAAAUCAUUGACCGGAAGAAAGCACCUUCUGACUUUCUGGAGAGGUUUCUUCCGAGAGAAAUAGAAAUCUUAGCCAAAGUGAAUCACCGGUCCAUCAUCAAAACCUACGAGAUUUUUGAAACAUCUGAUGGCAAAGUGUACAUUGUGAUGGAGCUUGGGGUCCAAGGGGACCUUUUGGAGUUCAUCAAGACCAAAGGAGCGAUGCCGGAAGACAUCGCUCGCAAGAUGUUCCGCCAGUUAUGUUCUGCCAUCAAAUAUUGCCAUGAUGCUGAUAUUGUCCACCGGGACUUGAAAUGUGAAAACCUCCUUCUGGACAAAGAUUACCACAUCAAGCUCUCAGACUUCGGCUUCUCCAAACGCUUGUCCCGCGACGACGAAGGCAAAGUCAUCCACAGCAAAACCUUCUGUGGGUCAGCCGCUUAUGCAGCCCCUGAAGUCCUCCAAGGCAUCCCCUAUGAGCCCAAGAUUUACGACAUGUGGAGUCUAGGAGUCAUCCUGUACAUAAUGGUCUGUGGCUCCAUGCCUUACGACGACUCGAACAUUCGGAAAAUGCUACGGCUGCAGAAGGAACACAGAGUGCAUUUCCCCAAGUCAAAAAACCUGACCCUGGAAUGUAAAGAUCUGAUUUAUCGCAUGCUCCAACCCGAUGUUGCCCGGCGGCUGCGCAUCGAAGAGGUUUUGAGUCACAUCUGGAUGCAGCCUCCUAAGUCCAGGGCUAUUUCGGUAACGUCCAUUGUGAAAAACGGAGAGUCCUCCCGGACUGCAGCUGAGCAGAAGCCAGAGCCAAGGACAGAGGCAGAACUAAACCCAAAAGUUGAGUCCAAGUCAAUAGCAGCAGCCCGGCUGGAAGCAGUAGAAGAAGUAGAGGAGCAUGCGGAACCAGAAAAGCAUGAUGACAUUGAUAAGGUCAUCGCCCAGUUUGAAUCUGAGCUCUAA